GACUGGAUGUUGAUGAGCCUCAAGUCCGUUUAGGCCGCCUCUACCUGUAUAGUUUCAAUGAGGAUGGUUCCACUUGCCCCCUGGUUGAGAUCCAAAGGAGAGAUACGUCUGCAAUCCUGGACAUGAAAUGGUGCCACGUCCCAGUGGGCGGCCACGCCCUCUUGGGCGUGGCGGAUGCUGGCGGGUCCGUAGAGCUCCUCCGCUUGGUGCGAUCCGAGCAGAACUCUUACACGCUAGAGCCAUUCUCCCGCUUUGCCCUGGAAAAGCGGGGUCUGGCCUUGUCCUUGGACUGGUCCACUGGGAAGGCUGGAAGAGCCAGUGACCAGCCCUUGAAACUCAUUAGCAGCGACUCCAACGGGCAGCUGUCCCUCCUGAAGGUGAGCGAGGCAGGGCCGGGGCUGCAGGCUGUGGCCACGUGGCAGGCCCAUCACUUUGAGGCCUGGAUUGCUGCUUUCAAUUACUGGCAGACAGAGGUUGUGUAUUCAGGUGGGGACGAUGGCCUCCUGAAAGGCUGGGACACCAGGAUGCCCCCCACAUCCGUGUUCACAAGCAGAAGACACUCCAUGGGCGUGUGCAGCAUCCAGAGCAGCCCACACCAGGAGAACGUCUUGGCCACAGGAAGCUACGACGAGCACGUCCUGCUCUGGGACACUCGGAACAUGAAGCAGCCGCUCGCGGACACGCCCGUGCAGGGCGGGGUGUGGAGGCUCAAGUGGCACCCUUUCCGCCGCCACCUGCUGCUGGCGGCCUGUGUGCACGGAGGCUUUAAGGUCCUCAACUGCCAAAGGGCAGUAGAGGAGAAGCAGGAAGCCUGCACAGUCGCCCUGUCCCACAUCCUGCCCAACGCACUGGUGUACGGAGUCGACUGGUCCUGGCUCUACUUCCACCGUCUGCCGCAGGCCCAGCCGUUAUUACCCCUAGGGUCCUUUCCCUGCAGUGACCCAGGAGCCAAAACUGCAGACGUGGUCUGUAACCUGAAGGUUAAGGGCCAGUCGCCAGCAUCCUCUUCUGAUCCUUUAGUGGACGAUGGAGAGGGUGGUACCAAGCUCCAGGGUGGAGGCAGGCUGAAGGCUCCUUGUGGCAGCCGGCUGCAUGCCUCAAGGCUCCAGAUCUGUGACUGUGACCUGUACUUGGAGGCAGCAAACUUUGACAUCAACCUUCUAGCCACUUGCUCCUUUUAUGAUCAUGUUCUCCACCUCUGGAAGUGGGACAGCAGCUGAGCUAGGGAAGAGGUUGCUUGGUUUGAAGUCAUAAGGACCAUUUCCACAAAUAAAACCAAGAGUGCGACUUUAUCUUUUCUGGGAAUGAAGUGUCCUCAGACCAUCUCACUAAGAUUCUCCCUGCCUGCGGGUGACUGCAUGGGGCUCAGUGCAUUUUACCGAACAGCGCAGUCACAAAAGCUGGUGGUCUGUCUUAAAUAAAAUGGUGAUUCUGUGGCA
This is a messenger RNA of Camelus dromedarius (Arabian camel), 1439 nucleotides long. RefSeq names its product diphthamide biosynthesis 7 (gene DPH7). Lineage: Eukaryota; Metazoa; Chordata; Mammalia; Artiodactyla; Camelidae. Gene Ontology annotation, molecular function: diphthine methylesterase activity; protein binding. The record is from RefSeq and is a predicted model, not a curated record. Gene Ontology annotation, biological process: protein histidyl modification to diphthamide. The coding region runs from base 123 to 1220 and encodes 365 amino acids. The transcript is spliced from 8 exons. Gene Ontology annotation, cellular component: cytoplasm.